Molecule: messenger RNA, 7353 nt
Organism: Rhizoctonia solani
Lineage: Eukaryota; Fungi; Basidiomycota; Agaricomycetes; Cantharellales; Ceratobasidiaceae
Product: phosphatidylinositol 3- and 4-kinase
Exons: 40
Coding region: 1-7353 (2450 amino acids)
Biological process (GO): phosphatidylinositol phosphate biosynthetic process; phosphatidylinositol-mediated signaling
Cellular component (GO): plasma membrane; cytoplasm
Molecular function (GO): 1-phosphatidylinositol 4-kinase activity
Source: RefSeq, a predicted model, not a curated record
AUGUAUGGAUCUCCAGACGCGGCAACAAAUUACUCGCUCUCGGGUCAUCUCACACUUACUCUCGAGACUCCGCCGCCUGUGCUCCCAGUCUCAUCUGAGUCUUAUAUUAAACCAGAGACGGUUCAUAUUUCUUCUCUGGAGCUGGUCUUUGAAGGCAAGGCAGAGAUGGUUUCAUCUCAGGCUGGCUAUGAUGGGUUUCGGAUAUGUCGCAUUACUAAACAGCUUGUUCCCCAAGACCGACGAAUCGUACUGACUACCGAAGCCGACCCCACGAGCUGCUCGGAUUGGCGGGUCCCUCGUCGCGCCCUUGUGUGCAACAAUGGGAGGUUUUGUUUGAUAUGCAACUCCCGGGUUGGCUGCCGCCUACCGUCGAUUGUGGUCAUGAGGGAGGAGGAACUCAGUACACAAUCUACGCCACUGCCACUUUCGCCGAUACGAGAGGUCCACUUCUUGCUCGGCACCGCUCCCCUCCUCCCCGACUUUUCCCCGAGACAUCCACAGGGACGCACUUUCCCCCUCGUCGACCAUCCUGCGACCAUCACCUAUCUUGACCAUGAUGAGAGGAUACCGGUUGAACUGCUUCGGAGCGUCGAUGUGAUUGUAACCGCCCCUCAGCAUAUUGGUUGUGAAGAGCACCGUGUUCCGGUUUCGUUACGCGUACGAGCUAACGACCUCGGUUCAUCUAGUUUAGGCACUUUGAGGCUGGAUGAUUUUGAGAUUGAGGUUAAUCAAACCGAAAAAUUCAGCUCGAGACCAAUGUCUGCUUAUGUGGAUUCGUUCCCUGUUCCACCUUCUCAUGAGCAACCCCCUAACAUGCCUCUUCUUAGCCCCCACCCAUGGCAGGCCCUGUAUGCGCUUGGGCUGGUUGUUCAACAUGACUAUGCCGUUAAUUGGAGCCAACAGACCCACCUUGUGUCCGGUAAUCGCGUUCGUUUCAAACCUGCUCUUGGUGGCCUGGAGCUCAACGACGACUGGGCUAAAAUGGAUAUUCCGAUUUCGAUUGAUCCUACUACCCGGAAGUCCCAUCCAGCUCGUAAAGGAGAUCGACAACUUCAAGCAACAGUGUUUACUCCCCAUAUGCGGAUCAAGCACGAACUUCGCGUUGGUUUUAAUCUCGCCUUCGUUCCCCCUGAGGAUGCAUCCAACCAGGAACCUAUCAAGCAGGCCGCAUAUGUUCUUAUCCCUCUUUCGUUUACUGCUACCGCCAUUUGGCCUCCUGUUAGUGUGGGUUCGGGAUCUGCAUCGCCAACGGACUCGCAAUCGACUGUAACAUCCGGUCCGUAUCUUCCUGCAUAUUCCCAAUUGUUCUACGACAACGGCGAGCGCCGGGAUGAUCUGUCAAUUGGUUGGCUACCAAUCGAUAAAUGGGCUCUUGAUCCCUUCUUCCGCAUAAUCUCCCCCUCGUCCCUGCACCUCACCGAUGUCGCCCUGCCCAUAACCUCAUGCCAGCCCUCUCGGGUUCAGUCCAUGCCGCCAGCCGGCAACGGGCUUCUCGAAGUCAAGACCGCUUAUGUCUGGAGGACCGAGUAUAUUGUGGAAGAUUCCAUCAUGGAUACGCUCGACUUUAAUUUACACCAGUUGAUAUUAACUGAGCUUGCUCAGAAUAUUAGCGACAGUAUCGAUUCCGAAGACCCCGUCGAAGAAGUCAACGAGGCUAUUGAACUUAUCACCUCCAAAGUAGUCACAAGGGAUAUUUCCAGCACGCAAUCUAAUGGCACAGAGCCCAAACCCGCCUCACGUGUCAAUUGCAACAUUGCUUUUGGCCAAUUCGCGUUGAAUUGUCCAGAGUCUCAUGUUGAGAGUACAGUAACGGUGCUUAUUGGUAUUCUGCGUGACGUUCCGCACAUCGAUUAUGAGCGGAGUCUGGCAUGGAGCGACUGGUCUUUGCCCGACGAGCUUCCACCGCGCGAAUGUGAUGGCCGCGAUCGUUACGUUUGCGAAGAGUCUGUCAAGAUGCUGGGAGAAGAGCCUGCUGCCGAGGUCAUCAUCCAUGUCUCUCCUGCGUUCCACGGCUUAUAUCGCGCGGUAACCGCAACCCCGUUCCCGUGGGAGCUUUCUGAAUGGUUGGCAUGCUCCAAGGCAUUCGCAAGUCUCUUCUCCGUCAGGCUCGUCGAACGACUAAACGCUAUUGUCGAAGAGUUCUUACAGCGCGCAGACGAAGACCCUUCUCUCUCGCUUUACGUCCAAGCUUUCUUGGCGCGUUACAAGGCCAAUGAACGUCCUCUGUCCGGCUACUUUGUUAUUUGUAGCAUUGUCGAGGUUCAAUGGACCGCCCUUGCACAGGUGCUUGCGUCUCCGCUCCACGAUCCCGAGACACAAAAGAAGAAGAUCCAAUCGGUUGCUUUGACUGACGAUGCAGAGGCAUCGAAUAUGGCUUGGGCGACCCUAAUGCGUCAAAAGGCUCAUAGCAUCGACAGUACCCAGCAAGGAGUCAAGGAGCAUUUACAACAAACGGUAGCCCACACAAUGAAGUAUUUCAAUGAUUUAUUGGUGCAAGUUGAGGACAUGGAGGAUGAUCCUGAUAACGAUACGUACACUUGGGAAACUAUGGCGGAGAGCUUGAAAUUAGUGUCUUUGUGCUGUGUCGCCCUGGGAGACUUGGAUAGCGGCUUGCUGACGCAGAUCAAACUCAUGCUGAGCGACGUCUCUCCUGCUUACGAUAAUCUCUUGCAAGAAGGCGCGAUUACUUCGGUGACGGUGCUCGUUCACAACUUCCCCGAGGUUGCGAGUCCCAUGGCUCACCAUUUGCGUAAAUUCAUUACUGCACCUCUGCCGCUUUUGGAAUUCCACUUUGCCAGCGAUCCGACUGCUCCAACUGUUCUGGCUGCGGCAUCCAACUGCUUGGCCGUGUGUAUCGAGGCGGCUCCCGGCGAAGAUUUCCUCCUGUCCUUUAUCUAUUCUCUCUUGAAUUACAUCACUGCGACCAAUCAAGAAAUGGAUGCUGGCACUUCUCCUUACAUCCAUAAUCACGCCAAUGACUCGACUACUGCGGUUUCAAUCGAGUCCGGUUUGCGCAAUAAAACAGACCUUGAGAAACGCCGCAUUGGAAUGAGCACUAUCUCCGUCAUUACCCGAUUGGCUUUAGCGUUUAAGAGAGAAGAUCGUCUACCUACCGCGCACCCAUCUGUGCAAGGUGCAAUCUCGUACAAUCUUGUCGAUCUAGCGCUCGCGGCGCCCCAGAAUGUCUUCUCCGAUAUCAUCCACGUUUUCUCUCAGAUUAAUCGCAUUGUUGAAGGGGCCGAAAGCAAUUCUGGAGCGAGAACAUCUAGUAAUCAAGUCUUGGCCGCGCAAACUCGCCUGGCGCAUGAGCUUAAAACCCGGCCCGAGCUGUAUGAGACAUACUUAGUCGAAUUGUUGACGAUGUUUGUGGACAAGGGUACAGCCAUCCAGACGCAGGCAGGUCAGGACAAGAAUGGAACUGUGCCUACUCAAACCUUGGCCGAGUUGGUGGCUCUUACUUUGCCCAUUGACGCCCUAGUUGCCCACUCUGAUUUCCACCCUGACCGUGACGCAAGUACCGAAGUUACGGCCUUGUUUAGAAACAUGUGGUUCAUAUGCGGACUUUUCCGCCUUAGCUCCGAUGAUAAGGCAGAUAUGAUAAACGAGUGGCAAUACGCUGCGAUGACAAGGAUUGCGGCCAAAACGCCUCCAGUAGUGCUUGAAGAGGCACAGGAUUAUCUGACCAACGCGAUCGAAUACAAUCCUAUCUUCCGGAAUGACUAUUUACAGAUCGUUGUUGCUCGUCAUCGCGUGACUCUUAGUAAAUUCAUCCCAACACGCGGAACUGAUAUACGAUACUUGACGCCCACUCAAAUCAUUUUCCUGCUCACUAUGCAUGAUUUGGAGAAUAUGCGCGCCAAAAUGUUCUUGCCAUCGUCCCUAGUCUGGUACUUCUCGAAUGAGGGAUUGAACAAAAAUGCACCCCUUACUGCUUCCAUGGAUUCUAUCUCCGAGAAAGUCAUUCGUGAUUUCGUUAAUGACACGAUUAGCAGAAGAAUUGUACAGCACUCCAUAAGCCCGGCACUGUCUGUUGAACUACGAAAAUUGCUGGUCGCAAGUACGCACAGGAUCUCCAAGAUUCGCGAACUCGCAAUGAAGUACCUUCAACGACUUAUUUCGGCUUUUCCAUCUCUCUUAUGUGAUCCACCUUUUGUGGUGGCCCUACUUGAAGUGUUGACAUUAAUUCAUCGAGCCUGCGAAGGUGAAUUUACGGACGAAUUCUCUCCCCAACACGACUACCGCUCUCAAAGGGCCGAUAUAACGCUCCAGCUCUCGGAUUCGUAUGCAUCAAGGAAUGAAAUACUUUCCCAAUUGUAUAAACAUACGAAUAAGUGGCUGGAGGCAGCUACCGCUCGGGCACCGAUCGAGAUACAAGCAACGCUACAGAAUUACCUUGCAGACACUAGAGUGGUAUCUGCGGAUGGCUCAGCUGAGCUUGGUGCUACCAUGGCCCUGCAGUUUGCCAAGACGGUUCCUCCUUCAGACAAGAAGCAAGGACUGGACUCUCAGCCAUACACUUUGGACAGAGCGAGAGUUAUGGCAACCCAAAUCGCCUCCAAAUCAUACUUUGGAGGGGAAGCCGGAGGAGUUAGGCUAGCCAACCGAGGAGGUAUUGAGGAAAUUCAGCUUCCUCCACCGACCAAAGCACCUUUCCUCGAAAUCAAGGCAUUGAAGGCUAAACUCGCCGUUUCCGUGGCUGAAAUCCGUGAUAAGACAAGCAAGUUGACCGUGCAAGAUCUUCGCCGCCUUCUAUUCCGAUGUGCAGCUGUUUUGAUGGCCUUGCCCGAGCCUGACCAUGACUUGCUCCAUUAUCUGGUCGCUGUACCUUUUGCUGCAUUUACACCAGCAACUAUUUCUACCGGAAUUGAUGCUUGGACUUGGCUAAUUGGCGAGAGGAAAGAUAUGGAAAUCUCACUCAUGCUCGAGUUCAACACUGCAUGGGCCACCACCGUAAAGCAAAAGAAAGGCAUAUUUUCAAACCAUAUGGACUCCGGCGAUCCAUUCCGCCACCCAGUGGGGUAUAACCCUACCAACAAGUCUGAUAUGGAUCAGAUCCUUGGCGAUGCCCGUCGGCUCUUGGUUCCGCACACAAUCUUGUUGCAGAUGUUGAGGAGUAGAUUCCAAGCGGUCCGGUACAAGAACCCCGGUCUGAUGCAACUACUUCUGAGACUCGUCCUGCGGUCAACACGCAAAGGGGUUUCGCUUAGCACGCAUGCAUUGGCUCGUGAGCCUCGCUUCAGUUUGCUCAUUUUUGGGUUUGAGGUUCUUCGAAGUAGCUUAAUGGAUACAUACCCGGAAGCUCGGCUCCGCGAAGCUCUGUAUCGCACCGCACUUUCGUGGUUUGCAGUUCGACCACAGUGGUCGUUCGGUGCAAACUUGGUCCAGGUGAAUGCUGAUAUCAAGCUUCUAAACGAAUUUUUGGAGGUGAUUCAACACGACAAUACACGAGCGGAUCACGUCACUUCAAGUCUCCAGCUGGAGAAGAGCACUUCACGUCACCCAGAAUAUCUUUCGAAGCAUCGUUCUCAGAACAGCUUGCUCAAGCUCUUGAUCGAGAACGAGAUUGGUCGCUUGAGAGUGUGGGCAAACCCAACCAACGACUUGAAACGGGGGCAAGACUACCUGAGCAACAGUGAACGCAGCCUCACAGAUGAUGGUUGGCGUCAAAUGGUUCGAACAGCUUGGAACGUUGACGCGGCUAUCGCAACUCAUAUGUCGGAACGGUUCAAGCGCCCUAUAGUCGAGAACGAAUUAAUUAAACUAGUAAAGAGUGAUCCUAGUGCAGCUUUACAUGUUUCAGAGGCAGUAAAAUUCUUUAUUGGAGACCGCUUCACUCGCGGCCAGAAACGAGACUACAAGCUGCUUUUGACAUGGGAUCCUGUGCCUCCAGUCAUCGCGAUCAAGUUGUUCGAGCCACGAUUUGACAAUGACCCAAUUACCCUUCAAUAUGCGCACCGUGUGCUUGCCCAGCAUCCAGUAGACGUUACAUUCUUCUAUGUUCCGCAAAUCGUGCAAGCAUUAAGGAAUGAUGCAUUUGGCUAUGUAGAGAGGUUUAUUUUCGAAACCGCCAAGGUUUCACAACUUUUCUGUCACCAAAUUAUCUGGAACAUGGAGGCAAACGGCUAUAAGGACGACGGAGCCGAAGUGGAGGACCCAAUGAAACCAAUGCUGGAUCGCAUGACAGAAAUGGUGGUCGCCUCGCUAUCAGGAGAGGCUCGUAAUUUCUACGAGAAAGAAUUCAAGUUCUUCCAAGAAGUGACUUCCAUUUCUGGGAAACUCAAGCCCUACAUCAAGAAAACAAAGCCUGAGAAAAAGGCUAAGAUCGACGAAGAGAUGGCCAAAAUUAAGGUCGAAGAAGGAUGUUAUCUUCCUAGCAACCCUGAUGGCGUGGUCGUUGACAUUGACAAGAGGUCAGGUCGACCACUGCAAAGUCACGCGAAGGCUCCAUUCAUGGCAACAUUCAAAGUUCGAAAGGUGCGAACUGAAACAGAGACCGACCCGAACUCUGUUCUCGAAGGUGCUGGCGCGGUCAUACAAGUCAGAAAGGAGUACGAUGUAUGGCAAGCUGCAAUAUUCAAGGUCGGCGAUGACUGUCGUCAAGACGUAUUGGCACUCCAGAUUAUUGCAAUGUUCAAGAACAUAUUCACAGACAUUGGUUUGAUGCUAUACCUCUACCCGUACCGCGUUACGGCCACAGGUCCUGGGCGUGGUGUCAUUGAUGUCGUUCCAAAUUCCACCUCUCGUGAUGAGAUGGGUCGUGCAAAGAUCAACGAUCUAAUGGCCUUUUUCGUUUCGAAAUAUGGCACGCCUGAUACAAUCGCUUUCCAGAAAGCACGCUUGAAUUUUAUCCAAUCCAUGGCGGCCUAUUCCGUCGCAUGCUAUAUUCUCCAGAUAAAAGAUCGUCACAACGGCAACAUUAUGAUCGAUGGUGAAGGGCACAUCGUGCAUAUUGACUUUGGGUUUUUGUUCGACAUAGAUAAGUAUUUUCAUGUUCUGGGAGUCAAAUUUGAGCCAAAUUCAUUCAAGUUAAACCAUGAGAUGAUUGCGCUCAUGGGAGGCAAAAACUCGCAGGGAUUCAAUCUAUUCGUCCAACUGACUGUCAAGGCGUUCCUAGCAAUCCGACCUCAUGUAACCCAACUUGUGGACACUGUUUCAUUGAUGCUUGGAGCUGAUUUCCCAAGCUUCAAAGGCGAACCAACAAUCAAACGUCUGCAAGAUAGGUUUGUUCCGCAAAUGACGGAGAGACAGGCCGCGGAUUGGAUGAUGGGGGUGAUUAGGAACGCCCAGGAGAAUGUGAGAAGCACAUUCUACGAUGAGUUCCAGCGGUUGCAAAAUGGAAUUCCUUACGCGUAG